Tetranychus urticae (two-spotted spider mite) is the source of this 5848-nucleotide messenger RNA. It is a transcript of the gene Tob, whose product is annotated as Transducer of ERBB2. Gene Ontology annotation, biological process: regulation of gene expression. The record is from RefSeq and is a predicted model, not a curated record. Gene Ontology annotation, molecular function: transcription corepressor activity. Gene Ontology annotation, cellular component: cytoplasm; nucleus. Lineage: Eukaryota; Metazoa; Arthropoda; Arachnida; Trombidiformes; Tetranychidae.
UGCUCGUACGAUACUAACGCCUCAUCUGGUUGUCAACGGAAAUAACAGUCUACAGAACGAUUCUCUCUGUCUCUUUUCUCUUUCUCUUUCUCAUACUAAUAAUAAUCUGUAUCAGUUUUUAUUUUCUUUCCUCAUCAUCUCUCAUUUCAUCAAUCUCAUUUCAUCACUUUCUCUUUUCUCUAUCUCUUUUACUGUGUUCAAAUCAAUAUGUUCAUCUAUUUUUUAUUAUUUGUGUCAAAACGAUAAUUAUUCAAGUAAAUUGUUGUUAUUUCUAAAUUGGAUUGUUGUGAGAUUUAAAUGAUCAUUUGGUAGAUAAAUUUACAGUCCAAAAAAAUUAUUAACUGUAAUAUUUCGCCAUCAAACCAUAUUCUUUCACGAAAAUAAAGCGGUGUUACCUUGUUUCUUCUGCUUCUCCCACUCUCUCUCUAACUCUCUCAAAACGUUGGAUUAGUUUUUUGGUUCAAAUUUAAGGAAUCCUUUUGUGAUUGUCCAUGUUGAUUCUAAUCUAACAUUACCUGUUUGUUUGUUUGUUAAUUUUUACCAACAACUCUGGGAAUCACCUUUAACCUUCUCAUUAUUCAGCUUGCUGUAUAAACUCAACACGAAAGCAACAAACACGUGCGUCUUCAUUUCUCUUUCUUCUUUUUACUUCUUCUCAACGUCGUUUGAAAAAGCAUCUUCACAUUUCCCAUUUGGAAGAGUUGUUCAAAUCUUAUCAGCCCAUCUCCUACAUUAAUUAGAAUCAAAGACGCAAUUCAAAGACAUUUGAAAAAAUCAACUUCUCUCAUCUCUUUCCUGACUGCCCGAUUCAGUUUUUUUUUAUUGAUUCUUAUUAUUCUUAUCAUCAUUAUACUGUUACUAUUAAUUGUUAAUUCAACUCACUUAUUACCUCUCCUCAACAUUGUUAAUUGUUAACCAUCUCGGAACCCUUUUACAAGCUUUGUUGUGUGUGUGUUUAACCUUAACUCAAUUUUGGUUGACCUUUUUUAUAGAGUUAUACAUAUAAGCAAAUUUUAUUUAUCUUUUUCACCUCAAAAUAGUUCAAUACUAGAAGAUAUUAUAUAAAUAUAUACAUAUUGAUAUAAUUUUAGUUAGCAUUUAAAGUCGAUCUCAAAAAAGAGUGAAAUUUAAAUCAUAAUCAUCAAAACAGCGAUUACAACUGUUCAAGUGAGCAUCAACGUUAACAAAGUUUACUAAGUCAUUAUCAAGCUACGAAAAUGCACGUCGAGAUUCAAGUAGCUCUCAACUUUUUGAUCUCCUUCCUUUAUAAUAAGCUUCCCCGUCGUCGAGUCAACCAAUUUGGUGAAGAACUCGAAAAUGCCCUUAAACUUAAAUUUGAGGGUCACUGGUAUCCUGAAAAACCUUAUAAAGGGUCAGCCUUCCGAUGUGUCAAGACAACUCCUCCAUUGGACCCUGUUUUUGAGAUUGCAGCUCGUGAAAGUGGAAUGGAUAUUGUUGAUAUCCAAGAAAAUUUGCCUCAAGAAUUGUCCAUCUGGAUCGAUCCUGGUGAAGUUUCCUAUCGAAUGAGUGAGAAAGGUCCCGUUAAAAUACUCUACUCUGAAUCUGAUCGUCCCCAUGAUUUAGAAAAUUCUGAUCGAGAGGUUAUCCGAACCUUUAAUCCAGAAGCCCAGUGUUUCAAGCCCAUCGAGACAACAGCCAUGGCAUUUGGCUCUCUUUCCUUAGGACCUGCUUCAACUUCACCAUCUUCCCUUCAUGUGAUUCCCAAUGGAUUCCCAAGUUCACCCAACGGUAAUACCAAUGGAUCUAAUUCCUCACCUUCAGCUGCUGCUGCCGCUGCUGCUGUGGUUGCUGCCGUUGUUAACGGUAAUGGUUCUGCUGGAAAUGUUGCUAAUCAACCCAAUGGAGGUAAUAAUCUUAUCAACACCAGUAACUCGGUUACUCCAUCUCCAAUCUACAAAUCAUUUACCACUGGAUCCAUGGGUCCUUCUGGUUUCAUGCCCAAGCCAUCUUCAUCGAAUGUCACUUUUACAACAGCCACCUUUGCUCAAACUAAAUUUGGUUCAACUAAACUAAAAUCAAACACUAAAAGGUCACACCGAAUGUCACCCACCGAGUUUUCCAACUAUAUUAAGCAACGAGCUCUUCAACAACAACAAGCUGCCACUGCUGCUGCAGUUGGUGCCGUUUCACCCAAUGGAAAUGAUCGAAGUGAUAGAGGAGGUCUUUCAGCUGGAUUGGUUAAUGGUGUUCACAGUCCAUCCAACAUUUCAUAUGUUCAUGGAUCACCAAACGGCACUGGAUUAUCUUCAGGUAACAUUUCCCCGCAAAACUCUCGAUCAAUGUCUCCAAUUGGAAGUAACAUAAAUGGAAACGCAAGUUCACUUGAUUCUGUUUCUAAUCUACUCUUUAUGGGAAAUAAUUCAGUGUGUACUUCAGCAACCUCGCCAAUUACACACUCACCUUCCCCAUCACUUUCAUCCUUUUAUUCUGGUAAUCAUGGUAAUGGUGGUUUGGUUGGUCAUGGAUCAAUUAGUCCAAGGCAUCAUCCUUCUCACCAUCAAUCAUCACCCAACUCUGGUCUCUCCUCCAGCUUAAACGGACUCUAUGGAUCAUCUUCUUCCACCCACAACAUUGACUCUCAGUUGGCAAAUCUUUUGGGCUCAUCAAACCUGAUACCUAAAUCUUCAUCGCCCUCCAUGUCCAACGGAGUCAACUCAACGACCACCUCCAAUAAUAAUGUUUUCAAUCGAUUUGCAUCUCUCUUUGAUAAAGGUUCACCAUCAUCUAACCUUUAUUUGUCCAGCAACAGCAAUUCACCAACAAAUGGAAGUAAUACAAACAACAUCAUGACUUCAGUGGCAAACAAUUCAACCAGUUCAAACAACCUUAUCAACAUCAUCAAUAGCAACAACAACAAUAACAAUCUCCAUUCAAUGCUAAAUGGAGAUAAUUCAUCGAUCUCAUCUCAAUGCUAUCCCAGCAAUACUAUUCUUGGUUUAUACGGGAAUAAUGGACAUCAAACUUCACAGACUGACCUAACAUGCGGAUUAGGAUCAAAUGUUUCACUUUCGUCAACAGUAACAGAUUCAGUUUCUCCUUCUUCAUCACCUUCAUCCUCUACACCUCCUUCAACCAUCUCUCUAUCAGCUACUUCAGCACCCAGCCCAGCCGCUUCUUCUCCAACUAUUGCAGUUCCCUUAUCAUCUUCAGCAUCACCUUCAUCAUCACUCUCCAAUUCAGCCUCAUCAUCAACCUCUUCUUCUCCCUCCUCUUCAAUGCCAUCAGCAUCCUCAGUCCCAACAGCAUCCGCCUCGAACUCUUCAUCACCAGCAACAUCCACAAACAAAGGAUUUGACAGUUUUUCAUUCUCAUUGAAUGGAGUUUCUUACCCUAACCAAUAUCAACACCUACUGGUUGCUAAUUAGGAUUGAGAAUCAAAUGAGAGUUCAAUUUAUUUAGUUAAAACGUCAAUAAAUCAAGAACAAAUAAAAAAAACUAAAAAAAAGGAUAAACAACGCACUCAGUGAAGAAAGCUAAUUGUGUGCACCGAUAUUUAAUUAUAAAAUAAUUUUUCAAAAAAAACAAACAAAACCUUUUUACCUCAUUCAAACACAAAGAAAUAAGUUACCCUGAAAAACUCCAAGUUUUCCUUUGCCUUCUUUUCGCAAAAAGCCCCUCAAACCCUUCAACCCAAAACUCCAAACAAAAACGCUUCAGUGUCAAAGAUAAUCUUUGAAACUUUUUUUCUUCUGACAAAAGCAAAAAAAAUAACUACAUCAACUGAUGAUAAUAAUGGUGAUGAACUUGCUGAGAAUGAACAAGAAGAAGAGGUAACAAAAAAAUCUAAUUUUAUCAGAUCUCUUUUCUUGAUUUUGUGUGAUUUUUACAUAUAUAAUAUGACAACAAGAAAACAAAAACUAACAAAAAAAAAACUCCUUCCUAAAAUUUCGCCGACGAACAAUUGGCGAAAAAUUGAAGAUGAAAAAAGCGCAAAAUGCUUUCUUCUUCUUCUUCUUUUCUUUUUACACUAACAUAGAUGAAACAAAAGUACAUGUUAUCAUUACUACUAUUAAUACAAUUAUUACUAUUAUUAUUAUAUACUACAUUAUAUAUUGUAUUUGACAGGGAGGUUUAAGCCAUCUCAUACUUUAUCUGUCCAGAUGAAAAACUGUUGAUAAUUUGAAACAUUUUUUUCCCCUUCUCAUAUUUUACACUCAUAAUUAUGUUUCCUUUACUGCUGGUUGAAACAUUGAAACAUUAUAUAAUUGUAAUACACUCAUACACCAUGCAUACAUAUAAAUAUAUAUACAAUAUAUAUAUAUUUAUAUUUGAUUAUUCUUAUGGACAACUAACUAUUAUUAACAAAUCAAAUCAUAAUUAGUAGCGCUUAAAAAACGUGAAUUGCUGCCGAAUCAUAUAUAUAUACAGUUAUUGGUAUAUAUUUAUAUACAUUUAUAUGUAUGUAUGUGUAACAAUUUAUAAAUAGACUUGAUGACAACAAAUGAUUCUCUGGUAGAUUAACCUUGUUUUGUGAAUAGCUUUUGUGGCACAAAUGCAGUUGAGCUGCAAAAAGAUACCAACAAAACCAGCACCUCAAGAUCUUCAUCAUCAUUCUUCUCCCUCCAAAAUCGCUAUCUUUUUUUUCAUACUAUAAAUAUCAUCAUAACUGAACUUGACUAACAACAAAAAAGUCACUCCCAAGGCUUGAUUUAUAAAUAAUUACAAUAACUUUAUAUUUGUUACGAUUCUUAGUUACAAGUCUCUCUCUCUCAAUCUCUACUCUUUUUUACCCCUUUCAUCAUUUUUCUUCAUCUUCUUUCUCUCACCUGAAAAAAGUUCUUAAGGUGUUCAUCUUGACUAUUAUCAUAAUACACUUUACUAUCUUCCAACAAUUUUGUCUGAAAAAACAACAUGUUAACAUAUUAUCUGUCUAAAUAUGUAAAAACUGGAUAAAUCCCAGAGAAUCAUUUGGUUAUAUUUAUAAUUUGAUUAACUUAACUUGAGACAAUUAACCAUUAAUAAACAUCUCGAUAUAAAUACAAAUAUAAAUAUAAAUUAUGAUACUUUAAAUUGAUAUUACUGACACACACACACAUAUAUAUGAAAAGCUAAAAAAAUAUAACUUAAUUUUUCACGUUUUACCGAAGAUUAUACAGACACUUUUCUUAAAGAAAAACCUUUUUUUGCAUCUUUCUUCAAAAAUCUUAAUGUUUUCAUUUCAUCUCUCUUUAUAUUAAUUAUCUUUAAUAUUAUUAUUCAUUAAUUGUUAACUCUUUUUUGCAUUCUCUCUGGAAACUUACAAGCUCUGUUAACAUCUGAAAAACCUUUUAAAUGUAAAACAUUGAGACAAUGUAUAACCUUUUAUAACUUAAUAGUGAGACUUUAACCAAAAACCAAAACAAAUAAUUUGACGGAAAAAAAAGACGGAUUAAAAUGGUUCCAGUUUGAUGAAAAAGACACACAAGCCAAAGCAAGGAAACAUCGCAAUCAAUAGCAACACCAACCAUGAGAUGAACUGGAUUGAAGAUGGCGGAAGAUGAAAAACAAAAUGUGAAACUAAUUGCAAAGGACAGUUUAAAUUGAAAGCAAAACAAGCUUAACCAGGAUUAACCCAACCAACUGUAACUCCUAAUCCAGUGCAAAGUUAGCUUUCAUCUAUAGCAAGAAUGAUAAAUGAUUGCAAAAGCUCAUCUAAUUUCAUCUCCAUCUACAUCCUCAUCUUCAUCUCUACUCUUUCUCUCUCUCUCUAUCUUCCUCUUUUCACUCUUAUCCUUAGAUGAUGAUGAUAAACCAAUCGCAAAAACACACAAAAUUCAUAGUCAAUUCACACUCACAUUGCAAAAUCAUAAUAAUUAUUACUAUUAAUAUAUUAUUAUUACUUGUACAA